UGUUGCUUUUGGUGGGCGUUGUAAGCAAGGUGACCCUUGGAUCUCCAAACGGAGACUUUGUAAAGGAUGGAGAGGCUUAGUCAAUUAAAUCCAGUAGGCUGCAGCCUGAUCACAAAACAGGAAGGGGAACAGGCACAAAGUACUUCACGCUGAGGGUUAGUGUUACCGAACUGAAGAAAGGACAAGGACUUGAACUCAAGUGGACCCUCAACACAAAACAGGUGAACAGAGAUUUGAACAUGGCCUCAAUUAUGCAGAAGCUGAUCACCCCUCUGUUCAGCGGUCCUCCUGAGCUCCCCAGGAAUAAAGUGACGGUGGUGGGAGUGGGCCAGGUCGGCAUGGCCUGUGCUGUCAGCAUCCUGCUCAGGGAGCUGACAGAUGAACUGGCACUGGUGGAUGUGAUGGAGGACAAGCUGAAAGGAGAGAUGAUGGACCUGCAGCACGGCAGCCUCUUCCUCAAAACCCCCAAAAUAGUUGCAGACAAAGAUUACUCUGUGACGGCAAACUCUCGCAUCGUGGUGGUGACGGCUGGAGUUCGUCAGCAGGAGGGGGAGAGCAGGCUGAACCUUGUCCAGAGAAACGUCAACAUCUUCAAACACAUCGUCCCUCUCAUCGUCAGAUACAGCCCCAACUGCAUCAUCAUCGUGGUUUCCAACCCAGUCGAUGUGCUGACCUAUGUGACCUGGAAACUGAGUGGCCUUCCCAAGCACCGAAUCAUCGGCAGCGGCACAAACCUGGACUCGGCUCGCUUCCGCUUCCUGAUGGCGGAAAAACUGGGAAUCCAUCCCAGCAGCUUCAACGGCUGGAUCCUGGGAGAGCACGGAGACACCAGUGUUCCUGUGUGGAGUGGAACCAACGUGGCCGGGGUAAACCUGCAGACGUUAAACCCGGAGAUCGGCACUGAGAGUGAUGAAGAGAACUGGACGGAAACACACAAGAUGGUGGUGGACAGUGCCUACGAGGUGAUCAAACUGAAAGGCUACACUAACUGGGCCAUCGGUCUGAGUGUGGCCGACCUGACAGAAAGCCUCAUCAGAAACAUGAACCGGAUCCACCCGGUCUCCACCAUGGUGCAGGGCAUGUAUGGCAUCAGUGACGAGGUGUAUCUGAGUAUGCCCUGCGUGCUGAACGGCGGCGGCGUGGCCAGCGUUGUCAACAUGACCCUGACAGAGGAUGAGGUGGCCCAGCUGCAGGAAAGCGCCAGCACACUGUGGGACAUCCAGAAGGACCUGCAGGACGUCUAGCUGCACGGCAGGGGGCGACGUAGCUGAGCCCUCCUGCUGUGUUAACACUCUGCGUUCACUAACACAGCUCUACCUUCAAACCACCGCCCACUGUAGACUCACAGGGAUGUUAAUCCCGUCAGAUUUAGCUGUAGCUGUAGCUGUCAUUGUCUGAUGGAGGGGAGUGCUGCUCUGACUCAUCUGUCCCCGGCUGUGCUGCUGUGUGGGAACAUGUGUCACUCGUGGCGUUUCGAUGUUUUAUAAAGCAAGUUCAGUUAUUCAAUAGUGAAGGGAAAACCAAAAGGUUUAUCUAAAAGGGUGAAAUUAAUCCUAUAAUGCUAUGCACACAAAGCUCAUGAAGGCAUUUCACUGAUUCACUCCCUAAUAAUAGUUUUAUUUGGACGUAAUAUCACCGACAGAAAUCCUAUGAGUCUUUAUGUGUAUAAUCCAACGAGAAUAAGAACAUUUGGACAAAUAUUAAAACAGCUGUACAACAGAAUAACGGAGGAUCAUGAUUAAAGCUGUGAACAGGCAUGCUGCAGCUAUUUCUACAAUGAUAUAGUAUAUAUGUUAUAUUUCUGUACAUCUUUAAAGAUAGACAUUUGCAUAACACCUGCAGUGGAAAAGUGGCAUUGAUCAAACGUAGAGGAGACACUGUUAUGAAUAGUGUGUUUAAUGAUGGGAUUGUCUGGCACAGAUAUUUAUGCACACGGUGCAAAAUAAAGUUGAUACCAUAUUUCCUCCCACAUUAAUCAGAUCUCACAUGUCUGGUAAGUUUAUUGUAUACAAAUAUACAAAUAAAAUAAAGGUGUUUAAAAUACUGA
This is a messenger RNA of Eleginops maclovinus (Patagonian blennie), 2047 nucleotides long. It is a transcript of the gene ldhbb, whose product is annotated as lactate dehydrogenase Bb. Lineage: Eukaryota; Metazoa; Chordata; Actinopteri; Perciformes; Eleginopidae. Gene Ontology annotation, biological process: lactate metabolic process; pyruvate metabolic process. Gene Ontology annotation, cellular component: cytoplasm. The record is from RefSeq and is a predicted model, not a curated record. Gene Ontology annotation, molecular function: L-lactate dehydrogenase (NAD+) activity. Bases 240 to 1244 code for a protein of 334 amino acids. The transcript is spliced from 8 exons.